AUGAGGAAAUGGAAUAUUUUAAGAGGAAGAUUAUAUGCUGCUACCAGCAUUCCAGGCUCAGCUGAAGUGCUGGACAUAUCCCAUAUCCCAGCCGAGAGGACCCGCAACUUCAGUGUUAUUGCACACAUUGACCAUGGCAAGAGCACCCUGGCAGACAGGCUACUAGAGAUCACUGGUGCUAUCUCGGCGGACUCGCGGAACAUGCAGGUGCUGGACCGGCUGCAGGUGGAGCGCGAGCGCGGUAUCACCGUCAAGGCGCAAACAGCGUCCCUGUUCUACACACACAACGGCGAGGAAUAUUUGCUCAACCUGAUUGAUACUCCAGGACACGUAGACUUCAGUUACGAGGUGUCCCGAUCAUUGCAGGCGUGUCAGGGCGUGGUGCUGCUGGUGGAUGCCAACAAGGGCGUGCAGGCGCAGACUGUGGCCAACUUCUACCUGGCUUUCACCAGCGAGCUGGCCAUCGUGCCAGCCGUCAACAAGAUCGACCUACGCCACGCCGACCCGGACCGAGCCGUGGCGCAGAUGCAGCGUCUGUUCGACUGCGACCCGGACAAGAUCUGCCGGAUAUCGGCCAAGCUGGGUACGAACGUGGAGUCUGUGCUGACAUCGGUGAUAACCGAGGUGCCGGCGCCCGUCCACUGCCGCCGCGAUGCGCCCACACGCGCUCUCAUCUUCGACACGUGGUUUGACCGGUACAAGGGCUGCGUGCCGCUGGUGGCGGUGGUGGACGGUCAGCUGGCGGCCGGGGACGUGGUGGUCUCGCAGCAGUCAAGCCGCGCGUACGAGGUCCGCGAGGUGGGCCUGCUGCGACCGCACGAGACGCCCGUCCAGCGUCUGUUUGCCGGUCAGGUGGGCUACAUACACGCCAACAUCCGGACGGCGAGCGAGGCUCAGGUGGGCGACACGCUGGGCCUGCGAGGCCAUCAGAUCACGCCCUUCUCCGGCUUCAAGCGCGCCAAGCCAAUGGUGUACGCCGGCCUGUACCCGAUGGACCAGUCGCAGGUGCCCAGUCUGCGCAGCGCCAUCCAGCGGCUCACGCUGAACGACUCCAGUGUCAGCGUUCAGGUGGAGUCCAGCGCGGCGCUGGGCCAGGGCUGGCGGCUGGGCUUCUUGGGUCUGCUGCACAUGGACGUGUUCACCCAGCGGCUGGAGCAGGAGUAUGACUCGGAGGUGGUGGUCACCUCGCCGAGCGUGCCCUACAGAGCCAAGGUGCAUGGCGCCAAGAACAUCAAACACUAUGGCAGUGAGGAGAUUUCCAUUAACGGUCCGGCUCAGUUUCCGGACGUGUCGACCGUCUCCGAGUUCAUGGAGCCCAUGGUGACGGGCACCAUCAUCACACCUGGCGAGUACUUUGGCGCCGUGCAGGCGCUGGUGCUCGAGCGGCGUGGCCGUCAGUCGGAUGUCACCAACAUCGACAACGAGCGCAUCAUGCUGCGGGCCGUCUUGCCGCUCAGCGAGGUGGUAGUCGACUUCUACGAUGAGCUCAAGUCACUGUCGUCAGGAUACGCCAGCUUCGACUACGAGGAUGCCGGCUAUGAAGUCACCAACUUGUCCAAGCUGAGCGUACUGCUGAACGGCGAGCAGGUGGAGGAACUGAGUCUGAUUGUGCACACGUCACGCGCCCGCUCCAUCGGCAAGUCGGUCUGCGCCCGGCUCUCCGAGUCGAUCCCGCGUCAGAUGUUCAGCAUCGCCAUCCAGGCGACGGUCGGCGGCAAGAUCGUGGCGCGUACCGACGUCCGAGCGCUCAAAAAGGACGUGCUCGCCAAGUGUUACGGAGGCGAUAUCAGCAGAAAGAUGAAGCUGUUGAAGCGACAGGCCGAGGGCAAGAAGCGAAUGAAGCGGAUAGCCAACAUCGACAUCCCUCGGGAGACCUUCGUCAAAGUAUUAAAACGAUGAGUGCCAGCUGCCAGAAGCCCGAUAGCAUUAGUCGAGCGUGUGAAAACUGGGCAGUACGGGAUAUGCUGCAUCGUCGGGCUGUAUAUGGAGCUAGCCGGUAUGCACAGUACAAUAUUGGCAUACGUCAGGUGAAUGGCAGAGCUGGCGGGAGACAUAAUGUGGGUGCUGCUGAGUUUAUGGCGAGGUUUCUGCCCGCUCGGUGUAACCCUUUGCCACGCCCGAUCCCUGUCCAUGAACAGAUGUUCGACUGCUACUGACGCAGCGACGGGGUAUGUAAGAGCCUCUGCAGUCCUGUCUUAACAUUGUGAUAAAGCCGAGGACGUUUUCAAAAGGUGCUAGGUCCAUAUUUGUGUGUUCGAGUUCUAAGGACGUGUACUUGAUUCGUGAGGCCGUAAAUAUAUGGAUGAUGGCAGUG
Messenger RNA from Pollicipes pollicipes, 2314 nucleotides. Its product is annotated as translation factor GUF1, mitochondrial. Gene Ontology annotation, molecular function: GTP binding; GTPase activity; mitochondrial ribosome binding. NCBI's taxonomy places the organism in Eukaryota, Metazoa, Arthropoda, Thecostraca, Pollicipedomorpha, Pollicipedidae. The coding region runs from base 1 to 1899 and encodes 632 amino acids. The record is from RefSeq and is a predicted model, not a curated record. Gene Ontology annotation, cellular component: mitochondrion. Gene Ontology annotation, biological process: positive regulation of translation. The transcript is spliced from 14 exons.